This is a messenger RNA of Centrocercus urophasianus (Greater sage-grouse), 246 nucleotides long. Its product is annotated as serine protease inhibitor Kazal-type 6-like. Bases 1 to 246 code for a protein of 81 amino acids. Gene Ontology annotation, molecular function: protein binding. Lineage: Eukaryota; Metazoa; Chordata; Aves; Galliformes; Phasianidae. The transcript has 4 exons. The record is from RefSeq and is a predicted model, not a curated record.
AUGAAGGCAACAGGCACCUCGGUGCUCCUCAGCCUGCUGCUGCUGCUGUCGUUCUUCUCGGGUGUAGCAGCUCAAGACAUUGAAGAGAUCUGCAAAGAGUUCUUAAACAGGAGUGUGUUCUGCACAAGGGAGUCCAACCCUCAUUGUGGCACCGAUGGCGUGACGUACGGCAACAAGUGUGCCUUCUGCAAGGCUGUGCUGAGGAGUGGAGGGAAGAUACGAUUGAAGCACAUGGGGAAGUGCUGA